CCCGGUUUCGCCAUCGGCCACGGUGGGGAGGACGAAACGAGCGGGAGGGAGCAAGAGGGAGGUUGGGGGUGAGAGAGAGAGAGAGAGAGAGAGAGCAGAAGCGGAGAAAGUGGGUCCGAGCACCUCCCACCCAGUCCCCCUCCCUCUCUCCCGAAGCAUCGUCUCUCUCGGCUCUGUCUCUUUUUUGGCUCUCUCUCGAGUCUCGAUCCCUGCCUCUAGGGUUUUUCUCUCGCCUGAUCACGAGCGAAAGCGGAAGCGAAGGAAGGGGAGGGUAUCUUCUUCUAGGUAUAGGCAGAGGCAUAGACAUGACUGCUUCUUCCGGUUCGACCGGGGGGAAGGGGAGUGGCCCGCGGUACGCUCCCUCAGACCCCACCCUUCCGAAGCCGUGGAGGGCUCUCGUCGACGGAAGCACCGGCUACCUCUAUUACUGGAAUCCGGAAACCAAGGUCACUCAGUACGAGCGCCCUGUCGCCGAGCAACCACCACCCACGGACCCAAAGCUUAUCUCUCCCACCUCUCGCCCUCGAGAUGAAGGAGACGACCCCCUUCCCAAGGCCGAUUACCAUUCAGAAGUUAAAGGUGGCGGUUCACAUUCGAGAAGUGAUCCACCGAAUUUUGGUGAGGGAUCAUACAGUUGUGGGCUAAAUGCACAAAAUCCAAAAGUUUCUUCCCGAGUACAUGGAUCAAUUGAUAUGGGGAGUGCUUCUGCAGAAUCCUAUCGUCGCCAGCAUGAAAUUACUGUGAUUGGUGAUGAAGUACCAACUCCCUUUAGAACAUUUGAGUCUACUGGUUUUCCUUUGGAGAUUCUUAGACUGGUAAACCAAGCAGGCUUCACUGCACCUACACCAAUUCAAGCUCAGUCAUGGCCGAUUGCUUUAAAAGGUCGAGAUAUUGUGGCUAUUGCAAAGACUGGGUCAGGGAAAACCUUGGGUUAUCUUUUUUCUGGAUUCAUUCAUCUUAAACGUCUUAACAAUGAAGCUAGAAAGGGGCCAACAGUAUUGGUUCUAGCACCAACGCGGGAGCUAGCGACACAGAUACAAGAUGAAGCAGUCAAGUUUGGAAAAUCAUCAAGAAUAUCAUCUGUGUGCUUAUAUGGAGGUGCCCCCAAAGGUCCUCAAUUGAGGGAUUUGGACCGAGGUGCAGACAUUGUUGUUGCAACUCCUGGACGGUUAAAUGACUUCCUGGAAAUGAGAAGAGUAUACCUCCAUCAGGUUUCCUAUUUGGUCCUUGAUGAGGCUGAUCGCAUGCUAGAUAUGGGUUUCGAGCCGCAGAUAAGAAAAAUUGUGAAACAGGUACCGCCUCGUCGCCAGACUCUCAUGUUCACUGCCACAUGGCCAAAGGAAGUAAGGAAAAUUGCUUCAGAUUUACUAGUUAGGCCAAUCCAGGUUAACAUCGGCAACACUGACGAGCUGGUUGCAAAUAAAGCUAUCACUCAGCAUGUGGAAGUUAUUUCUUCUAUGGAGAAAAAUAGACGGCUAGAACAGAUUUUGCGCUCACAAGAGCCUGGUUCAAAAAUCAUAAUAUUUUGCUCUACUAAGAGGAUGUGUGAUCAGCUUGCUAGGAACCUUACUCAAAAGUAUGGUGCUGCUGCUAUACAUGGUGACAAAUCCCAGACUGAGAGGGAUUCUGUCUUGAGCCAAUUCCGCACUGGAAAAUCUCCUGUACUGGUAGCCACUGAUGUUGCUGCUCGCGGCUUGGACAUAAAAGACAUCAGGGUUGUAAUCAAUUAUGACUUCCCCACUGGUGUGGAGGACUACAUUCACAGAAUUGGGAGAACAGGUAGGGCAGGUGCUACUGGAAUUGCCUAUACUUUCUUCUGUGACAAGGACUCAAAAUAUGCAUCGGAUCUUGUAAAAGUACUGGAAGGGGCAGACCAGCGAGUUCCUUCACAGCUACGGGAUAUGGUUCAGCGCGGCGGAUAUGGUACUAAAUUUCGCCGCUGGGAAUCUAGUACUACCAGUCAGGACUACUCAUAUGGUUGCAGCGGUGGUGAAUCUUACUCAGGUUCUGGUGGAAGAGAUAUUGCUGGGCAAUAUUGUGAUAGAUCUGACAAUGCUCCUAGUGGUGGAAAUUUGGGUGGGGGGAGCUUUCAUGAGAGGUUUUAUGGGAGUAGCCAACGGGAUGAUGCUUGUCAUGAUUCGAGGAGCCCAAACACGGGGCAUGGUGAUGGCUGGGGCAGAAGAAGUCCGAGCCCUCCCAGGAGGAGCCCCAACCGUAGCAACAGUGACAGGGAUGAGUACAGCGAGGCUGGACCAAUCCAGAGGCAGUGGGCAUCUGCUCCAGAUCAUAACACCAAUGUUUGGGAGAAAGAAGACGAAGGCGUGAUCUUUACUUAAUGCUAACCCUUUACUUUUUGGGCAUCUCAGGUGCCAUUUUGUUAUGAUGAACUUUGGGGGCCUAAUCUUUUGUUACUUAUACUACUACAUAUAUAGGAUGCCGAUAUAAUGCUCAGGCAGCGUAUUUUCUCUUGGUGCUGCCUUCUGGAAUUCUUAUGUUCAUAUGGAGCGUUUAAGGUUUUCUGUUUUGUAGAAAACAGUUACUUCAUUUAGCAGAACCAUCUGAGCACAAUCAGCUGUAGUUCAAACUGCUGCGCUUUCUAGUUAGUUCUGUGCCAGAUUUUCAGUAGAUUUAGCAUAAGGUUCAUGUUGUA
Molecule: messenger RNA, 2650 nt
Organism: Ananas comosus (pineapple)
Lineage: Eukaryota; Viridiplantae; Streptophyta; Magnoliopsida; Poales; Bromeliaceae
Product: DEAD-box ATP-dependent RNA helicase 14-like
Exons: 9
Coding region: 306-2336 (676 amino acids)
Cellular component (GO): cytoplasm; ribonucleoprotein complex; nucleus
Molecular function (GO): RNA binding; protein binding; RNA helicase activity
Source: RefSeq, a predicted model, not a curated record